This is a messenger RNA of Triticum aestivum (bread wheat), 2257 nucleotides long. RefSeq names its product ubiquitin-like protein ATG12. Lineage: Eukaryota; Viridiplantae; Streptophyta; Magnoliopsida; Poales; Poaceae. Gene Ontology annotation, molecular function: Atg8-family ligase activity. The transcript has 5 exons. The record is from RefSeq and is a predicted model, not a curated record. Gene Ontology annotation, biological process: autophagosome maturation; autophagy of mitochondrion; glycophagy. Gene Ontology annotation, cellular component: phagophore assembly site membrane; cytoplasm; Atg12-Atg5-Atg16 complex. The coding region runs from base 160 to 453 and encodes 97 amino acids.
ACGGAGGAGAACUGAUUGUUCGUGAGCUCAUCGCAGGCCUACCGCCUACGUAUAUAUGUAUCCCCGGCCGCUCGGUUUCUUGUGAUUAUCACGGGAUCGCGUCGCCGAACAGGACCUCCGGAAUCCCCCUCAUCGCCCUCCACCGCCACCCCGGCUCCGAUGGCCGGCUCCGACGAUGAUCAGAAAGUCGUGGUGUGCUUACGCUCGCUCGGCAGCGCGCCGAUGCUGAGGCGAAACAAGUUCAAGAUUUCGGGACGAGAGAAAUUCUCGAAGAUUAUCGAAUUUCUUCGCGGACAACUUCAGAAGGAUACGCUGUUUGUCUAUGUCCACAGUGCAUUUUCACUAAACCCAUUUUCACCAAAACCAGACGAGCUGCUAAUCGACUUAUAUAAUAAUUUUGCUAUGGACGGAAAUCUUGUGGUAUCUUAUGCUUUUUGGGCACCGUGGGGUUAAAAUGUUGGACUUGCGGGAAUAAUUGAGUGGAUUGAGAAGGACGUUUAAAAUUCGUCAGCUUGUGUAUACUUGGAGUUGUAGUGUUGGUCACUCCAAGAGGCACUGUAAAGUUCCUUGCAUAUAUCAAUGAAAGUAAAGGUUCAUGGCUUGCGCGAAAACAUAUCUAAUGCAUACUUCCCCCCUACAUUAGGCAUCUAGUUCUGCCAAUACAUCACAAACAUGUAAAAAAAAUCAUGUGAUGCUAAAACAUAUAUGCUCAUAAGCUUUUAAUUAAAAUUUGCAACAAAAUUAGUAGUUUCUUGUUGGACCUAUUAUGCAUGUGUUCCCUCUUGCUACUAUAAAUUUCAAGUUUUUCAUUGAGUAGUUUCAUUGUCUUGAACUAAAAUAGCAUGUGCCCGGGCAACAUUUUAGUUGAUAAUUAUUUUUAUUACUCAACUUCUUAUAUGAAGUAAAAGUACAUAAUUUUAGAGUCUAUAGAAAAAAUCAAACCGUUCCCAUAGGAUGCAUAGAUAUACAAAUUUAGCAUGUCAUUUCCCAAGUGAAAUAUUACAACAAAAAUCUGAGAUUUUUGUCGUGUCAUAUCCUUUUAUUCAAAAAAGGUACUCCCUCCGAUCGGAAUUAAUUGAAGCAACCUCUAUUCACAUGAAAAUCUAGCAAUCUCUCUUACCUACAAAGGUAUGUGAAACUGCCAUGUUAAUGGAUCUUGAAAUUUGACUGAAUUAAUAGUAUUAUAUCUAUCUACUUAGAUAAUUAUAAUUAAGUUUGAGAGCUUUUGUUAAAUUAGACAUAAUGAAAUUUAGGGUUUAAUCUGAAUCAAUGUACAUGAGUCAAACUACUAUAUUAACUGAUAUUGUAGUACUAAAUGAUUCUCAGUGUGGUAUUAUGGCUUCAAUUUUCCAAUGGGAUGUUCAUUUUUUAGAUUGUUUUUAUUUUGUUUGUUAUUUAUCACCACGUACAAAAUUGAUCUGCAGCUAAUGAUUCUUUGAUGUGCGAAUUUUAGAGCUCAUCUGCUGGUUCAGUGACAGACAUUGGUCUGUCGUAGAUUGUUUUCUGUGUCACUUUCGUUUGAUCGCGUCUUCAUUUUCCCCGUAGGAUGUGUGAACUGUGACUUGUUAUAUCUUCUUGUGCUAGAAGCCUUAACUCAAGACUACCUUUGUUAAUCUAGAUUUUUUGUACAUUGUUCGCCCCAAGAGAAGUCAUUUUUUAAUAUAUAUAUCUUUUUUUACAUCCUUGAUGUCUUGAGUAGCUCUUGAUAUCGUGUUGUUGCAAAGUCAGGUGUAAUUGAUAUCGUCAUGAUAUUAAUAUAUAUUAUCCUUUUUGAGAAAAAAAACACAAUGACACACAUAUACAUAGAUGAUCAGGUACAUUUUUACCUAAUUCAUGGGAAAAUCAAUUCACUUCAACAUGUGUUCAUUUUUCUAUCAAAAAAACUUAUUUUUCAAAAACACUAUUUUGUAGCAACUUCUAGUUACCUCUUAUUUAUUGUGCUUUAAAUAUAUUUACUAGUAGGCUACAAAGUUUUUCUUAAAAUAAAAGACAUGCAAAGUUCAAAUCGCUAGUCUGCUCACAGUAUUUUGUAUGUGAGUCGACGGGUUGUGUCCAUGUGUCGAUACAAAAGUUCAGACUUGGCUUGCCCUCGGUCAUUCACUAGUAGUCUAGUACGUUCACCUGCAACACAUGUCUCAAACAAUUCAUGUAAAAUUCAUGUGAUUUUAAAGUUUUGAAUUCGUAUUCCAAAGGAUUCAGAAAAUAAAAGAAGGCAUGACCAUGAGAAAUCGGUGCACAAUGAUAUACAUUUUUAAAG